AUGCUAGGACAAUUAGGACUCGGUGCCCUAUCACUUCUCCCUUUGACAUUCGCAACAGCGCUGCUUCCUCGAGAUACAGCCUGCAAUAACUCUCCUAGUCUCUGCUCAAAGUCCUAUGGGGAAAUCACACAUCUGGGGACGCAUGAUAGUCCGUUUGUACGAGAUGCAUCGACCGGCUAUUCGACCGCAGCGAACCAAUACUACAACACCACUUUACAACUAGACGCUGGCGUUCGCAUGGUAACGGCGCAAGUCCAUUUGCAAAACUCGGAGUGGCACCUGUGCCAUUCGAGCUGUGAGCUGUUGGACGCGGGGAAACUGAGCACAUGGUUAAAAGAGAUCAAGAGCUGGUUAGACUCGAAUCCGAAUGAUGUCGUCACAGUUUUGCUGGUCAACUCUGAUAACGCCUCUGCCUCCGAUCUGAAUUCCGAAUUCGAAACUGCAGGAAUAGUCGACUACGCAUAUAAACCCACCUCCUCAUCCGCACCAAGCUCAUGGCCUACCUUGCAGACUUUGAUCAAUAAUGGGACUCGGCUGAUGGCCUUUGUGGCGUCCUUGGACUCCAACACAGAUGCCCCUUACCUUAUGGAUCAAUUCUCGUUUGUAUGGGAGACGAGUUACGACGUAACUUCGCCAUCGAACUUCUCCUGCAGUCCCGAUCGGCCGUCCACCGUGAAGAAUGAUCUCUCCGCUGCGCUUUCGUCCAACCGCCUGCCAUUGAUGAACCACUUCCUGUAUGCAACAACCAUCCUGAAUAUUGAGUAUCCCAACUCCACUUACGCCCCAACCACAAAUGCACCCUCCGGCGGAGCGGGGAAUCUAGGAGACACAGCGACGAAGUGCCAGAGCGCUUACGGCCGUCAGCCGGCCUUUAUCUUGGUGGAUUUCUUUGACAAAGGCCCAGCCAUCGAUACCGUGGAUAAGCUGAAUAAUGUCACCUCGCCUGUUGGGCGUACCAACCUCACAACGAGCUCAAGCUCGAGCACGACCACGCAAACGAGCUCUGCCUCAACCUAUUCGAACGUCUUCAAGGGAUUGGUUGAGCUAGUACAGCAGGCCAAAUCGGGCUCGAAUCCCAGUAUGGGCGACUGGGUUUGGGUUGGGGGAGACUGGGGAAGUCUUCUCGGCGGCGGUAUAACUCUGUAG
Aspergillus pseudoviridinutans is the source of this 1146-nucleotide messenger RNA. RefSeq lists its product as uncharacterized. NCBI's taxonomy places the organism in Eukaryota, Fungi, Ascomycota, Eurotiomycetes, Eurotiales, Aspergillaceae. The coding region runs from base 1 to 1146 and encodes 381 amino acids. The record is from RefSeq and is a predicted model, not a curated record. Gene Ontology annotation, biological process: lipid metabolic process. Gene Ontology annotation, molecular function: phosphoric diester hydrolase activity. The transcript has 3 exons.